UAUUCAUAUUUAAUGAGGUUCUUUAUCAAAUAUUACAUUAGAGGUUUAAGACUUUAUCUAGAACUUUGGCUGCAAUGUCAACUUGAUGUCAGCUACUGCUCAAAACGUGAGAGGUCUGCUGACCCGUACAGGACCACGGGGGAAUCAUCACGUUUGUGAUGUCCUGACUUGAGGUUGGCUGUAAGCUGCUCGAAUUUUUUUGCCAUGCUACAAAGACUGCUGCUCUUAGGAUUAGCUCUGAAUUUUUUUUUUUUCCUUAGCUGGAAGACGUCAGGUCUUGAGUAUGCCAGCCGUUGUCAUGCCUGACUCAUUUGACAGUGGCCUUGCAUGCUCUGGCCUAGGUGGGAUGGUGGAAGUGUGAUUCUGCCAAAUGUAACGUUAGUUUCUGUGCUCUGCAGAUUGGCCCAGGACUGCAUUUGUGUGGAUGUCUUGCUAGAAGGAACCUUAUUUCUCUUCUCUGUGUCCCUCAAAGUAAGACAUGGCCUGCUUUUCCAGGGUUAAUAUCUCUCCCUGUACUUUGGGUCCUGAUACCCCUUCCUCCUUCCUAGACCUCCUUAUUCCAUAUCCGCUUCCACAGUGGAUUGUAAACCGUCGUUUUCCUUGACUGCUCUUUAGUGAGCCCUUUGACCCCUUUAUUUAAACUCGGCUCGUUUGGUUCCUGUGCCACCAGAGUCUCAGACUCUGGCCUUCCUCAUGGUUGUGCUCUUGAACCUCUCCCGUCCAUAGACACUUCCCCUCUCUGUGGCGACAACAGUCAUCUCUCUGUGGGCAACUCUUAAAUCCACUCAUUUAUCUAACAUGUGAAUUUGGUGCUGCCCGUGUGUGGGGAACUUAUAGACACUGGCGAUACAGCAGUUAACAAGGCAUUCUCCACCUUUAGGGGGCUUUUGUUUGUAACAAGUUAGCCCAAACAAACUGGAGUUUCUGGUAUGAGAAGUGCUAGGACUGAAGGAAGCAGGGGAGGGAAGAAUGACGGGUGGAGCAGCGGCUGCUGGGCAUGCUAGUCAGGGAGGCCUCUGAGCAGGGGACAGGCACAUGCAGCUGUGUUGGGGGGUGGAGUGAGCCAGGCGAAGGUGUGCAGGGCACCUUGGACCUUGCUCCUUAGCUGUGCCUUCUUGGACACUGCAGUGGGAAUCUCCAUCGAGCUCCCGGCUUUCCAGCUCUUAGAUUCUGUGUUUCUCCUGGGCCACCGCCCACCCCCCUCCCAGAACACACUCAUAGACACAUGGCCCUCCAUACCCUGCCAGUGUCCCUCCAGCAUCUCACUGUGCCCCCCACACCUAACUCACCAUUGGUGCAGCUGACUCUGCCUCUGCCAUUCCCAGCGUAACCACUGCAGCUCAGGCCCCUACCUCAACAGGACAGGUGCCAUAGCAGCCCGCAUCAGCUGAGAAGGCCUCUGGCCAGUCUCCACAGCACCAUGAAUGCCAUCGUUGCUCUCUGUCACUUCUGCGAGCUCCACGGCCCCCGAACUCUCUUCUGCACAGAAGUUCUGCAUGCCCCUCUUCCCCAAGGGGCUGGGAAUGGAGACAGCCCUGGCCAGGGUGAGCAGGCCGAAGAGGAGGAGGGCGGCAUCCAGAUGAGCAGUCGGAUCCGUGCGCACAGCCCUGCAGAAGGGGCCAGUGCCGAGUCCAGCAGCCCGGGGCCCAAAAAGUCGGACAUGUGCGAGGGUUGCCAGUCACUUGCUGUAGGACAUCCAGGCUAUAUCAGCCAUGACAAAGAGACCUCAAUUAAAUACGUCAGUCACCAGCACCCUAACCACCCCCAGCUGUUCAGCAUCGUCCGCCAGGCCUGCGUCCGGAGCCUGAGCUGCGAGGUCUGCCCUGGCCGGGAAGGCCCCAUCUUCUUCGGGGAUGAGCAGCAUGGUUUUGUGUUCAGCCACACAUUCUUCAUCAAGGAUAGCCUGGCCAGGGGCUUCCAGCGCUGGUACAGCAUCAUCACCAUCAUGAUGGACCGGAUCUACCUCAUCAACUCCUGGCCCUUCCUGCUGGGGAAGGUCCGGGGAAUCAUCGACGAGCUCCAGGGCAAGGCUCUCAAGGUGUUUGAGUCAGAGCAGUAUGGAUGCCCGCAGCGUGCCCAGAGGAUGAACACGGCCUUUACCCCGUUCCUGCACCAAAGGAAUGGCAACGCUGCCCGCUCACUGACGUCCCUGACAAGCGAUGACAACUUGUGGGCAUGCCUGCACACCUCCUUUGCUUGGCUCCUGAAAGCGUGUGGCAGCCGACUGACCGAGAAGCUCCUGGAGGGCGCACCCACCGAGGACACCCUGGUGCAGAUGGAAAAGCUGGCCGACUUAGAAGAGGAAUCAGAAAGCUGGGACAACUCUGAGGCCGAGGAGGAAGAGAAAGCCGCUGUGCUGCCGGAGGGCACAGAAGGGCGGGAGCUGACCAAGUGCCCUACAGAUUCAUCCUUACUCUCAGAUUGUGGAAACUGGCAGCCCCGAAAGCUGUCGGUCUUCAAGUCCCUUCGGCACAUGAGACAGGUUCUGGGUGCCCCAUCUUUUCGCAUGUUGGCCUGGCAUGUUCUCAUGGGGAACCAGGUGAUCUGGAAGAGCAGAGAUGUGGACCUUGUACAGUCAGCCUUUGAAGUUCUUCGGACCAUGCUGCCUGUGGGCUGUGCCCGUGUCAUCCCAUACAGCAGCCAGUAUGAGGAGGCCUAUCGCUGCAACUUCCUGGGGCUCAGCCCGCACGUGCAGAUCCCCCACCACGUGCUGUGCUCAGAAUUCGCUGUCAUCGUGGAGGUCCACGCAGCCACUCGCUCCGCACUCCACUCAGUCAGGUGUGAGGACGACCAGUCUCUCAGCAAGUAUGAGUUUGUGGUGACCAGCGGGAGCCCUGUGGCUGCAGACCGAGUUGGCCCCACCAUCCUGAAUAAGAUCGAGGCGGCGCUGACCAACCAGAAUCUGUCCGUGGAUGUGGUGGACCAGUGCCUGGUGUGCCUCAAGGAGGAGUGGAUGAACAAAGUGAAGGUCCUUUUCAAGUUCACCAAGGUGGACAGUCGGCCCAAGGAGGACACACAGAAGCUCCUGAGCAUCCUGGGCGCGUCCGAGGAGGACAACGUGAAGCUGCUCAAGUUCUGGAUGACCGGCCUGAGCAAGACCUACAAGUCGCACCUCAUGUCCACGGUGCGCAGCCCCACGGCCUCGGAGGCUCGGAACUGAUCCACCAGGGCAGUCUGUCUGCAGAGCACCUCUGGAGAAUGGUGGUGGCAGCUCCACGAGAGGAAGGACUGACCUGCCGUGCGGACCUUGUCCACCACGUGUGGCCAUCACAGCCGGCAGCUCCCCUCCCAUGCAGUCAUCCGCGCCUGCGCACCCCGCCUGGGGCAGUGGGGCCAGGCCCCUCCAGGAUCCAGAUCCCAACCUCAGGAGAACCAUGCGGGCCAGCUGCGUGUGGGGACUCUAGCGGCGGCAUCCGGGCAUGUUCCCCUGUGGUUGCAUGUAAGUUAACCUGUAGCUUAACGAUGGAGCCCCUGGUUUGUUUUACACAAAGGUGAUGCUUGCUAAAGUGUCACAUGGAGCCAUCUUAGGUGCUCAACCCUCUGUAAAUGGUGGCGCCCACCUAGUUUUAUUCUGUAUCACUUUGGCCUUUGUUGUCGUUUCCAGCAUUUACAUUUGCUGCACUUAACAGUUUUCUGAGUGUGGUGAUUUAAGAUAGUUUCAUCAUCCCACCAGACAUUUUUAACACAGCUUCAUGGCUUGGAGGAAUUUUCUGGCUGUUUUGCUAAUUUCUUUAUAGUUUUUCUUGUUUAAUUUAUAUUUAACAUGACAACUAAGUUUAUAUAACUAAGUAUCUGUAUAAUGCAAGAACUUUGAGACACAAUAAAGAUGUAUUUUUGUAAACUA
Molecule: messenger RNA, 3844 nt
Organism: Galeopterus variegatus (Sunda flying lemur)
Lineage: Eukaryota; Metazoa; Chordata; Mammalia; Dermoptera; Cynocephalidae
Gene: FLCN
Product: folliculin
Exons: 12
Coding region: 1421-3160 (579 amino acids)
Biological process (GO): negative regulation of transcription by RNA polymerase II; positive regulation of GTPase activity; positive regulation of TORC1 signaling
Cellular component (GO): cytosol
Molecular function (GO): GTPase activator activity
Source: RefSeq, a predicted model, not a curated record